CGGUACGGGCAAGUUUUCCAUGGGUGACAUUUAACGCCACACGUUGACAGGGGAGGCUCUGUGCGUAACGCAGGGACAGCGCCGGAUCCACACGGGACAUUGCUGCGCAAACCAUGAGUGUUUGGUAGUGCUUUUUGGAGACGCCAUAUGUACUGUCUUCCGCGCACAGCUUCCUUCUGCAAAAAUGUCUUUUUUAACCAUACCAACUCAAGAGGGCCUUUUUACCACGAUUAAAAGUGGCAAGUCAGCCGAGGGCGAAGAGAGUAGGUCCCCCAUGGACGACGAGGAUAAGGAUGAUGAUGAUGAGGAUGAUGAUUCCGAGGACGUCCACCUCAUCCCAAGAUGCUCCCCGGUGCCCAGAAAGCGAGGCCUGUCCAUCUACGAAGAGACUGCUGAGUAUAUACGGACCCACGCGGCGCUGCCGGCCGGAAAGAGGGUGUUAUUUGCCGAUACAACAGGUGGGGAUCUGGUCGACGUGAAGGAAUUUGUUGCCUUUGAUUCGGACGAGGAUGAAGAGGAGCAAGCAAGGUGGGAGGAAGAGGAGGCAAAGUAUCGAAAGCCAAAGAGAGAGCCGAUUUAUCUGGUGCAACCAGAGUUUAUCGCUCCCACCGAAAGUGCCCUGCUGCAGGCUGUGCGCGCUAAUAAAGUGGAGGUUGAGGAGAUGUCUCCAGUAGAGGAUGAACCCCUUGCCUUCACUGGGUUAGUACGAGUCCUGAACGUCUCCUUCCACAAAGCAGUUUAUAUCAGAUCGACCAUGGACAACUGGGCUUCUUACUUUGAUUACCCAGCAGAUUAUGUCCAGGGAUCCAAUGAUGGUGACACUGAUAAAUUCACCUUCAAGCUGUCUUUUGCACCACCUUACAUCACAAUGGGCUCUCGCAUUGAGUUUGUCAUCCGCUAUGAAACCUCUGAUGGUGAUUACUGGGCCAAUAACUCCUCUAUGAAUUAUGUGGUAACUCUGCUCCUGGCCUAUGAAGAUGAUUCUGAUCAGACAAACAUGGACAUGCAUCAACUUAAAAGUAUCCUGAGACCUCCAAAAGAUUACAGUAUGGAGACUGAAUUCGAUUCAGAGGACGAGCUGGAAAAGAUUGACGAUGAAGCGGGGACCUCCAAUUCAGGAAUCGUUCGACCUGCACCUGUCUGCCCAGUCAUCAUACAGCCCGAGAUUGACAUAGAGAUUGCAGUUCACCCAUCUGGUCCCUCUGUCCCAUCCAACCAAGAGCUUCCAUCUGUUGAUGGCGUACUGUCCUCCCACAAUGUAUCCCCAGGUGAACAAUUCCCUCGUAUGUCGUCCGAAACCACACCUCAAACUAAUUUAUCCUUUGUACUCGGUGCCAGUGAAUCAGUCCAACCAAAUAAGUCACAGCCUUUACCCAGACUCCACUGUGAAUUAGGCAACCAGACCUCAGAGCAGCCCAUAGACAAUAGUCCCUCUGCACUGCUGCCUGCCUCAACUCCUUCUCUACAACAAGAGUCAAGGCCAAGAUCAGACAGCUCCCAGGCUAGAGAGGAAAUCCAUCUUUCAGAGACGAAUCUGUGGCCGACAGGAGAGGACAGAUCGACCGACAGCCCAGCCAGUCGUCCUUGUCUUGAACUGCCUGCUGAGCGUGUCUCUUCUCCCAGUGUGACUCCGUGCUUUGAGCGAGAGGUUGCAAUGGGAUUGAGUGAACUUGUUGCAGAAUUAUCAGAAGACUCCACCAGGUCUGCAGCACGUGAUGAAGGCAGUACGCCUGCAUUCUCGUCUCUUGUGGCAGAAAGUCCAGCAUCUCUGGGAGCAGACGGUGAAGCUUCACCGUCACCUGAACUCACGGAGAGCGCCUCAGUGAGUACAGGUGUCACUGAGGUGAGCCAAAAUGUAGCUGUUCAUUCUGUCUCGACCUUGGAGGAGAAGGAAGAUGCUCCCCAGAUUUCCCCUGAUACAUUAUUAGAGAAUCUACCAAACACGCUGUCAGAGGCGCAGUCUGAGCAUGACGUAAACAGGAAUCUGAUGCCAUCCAUCAUCUUUCUGAGUGGAGUUGUCUCCCUCUCGAUAGUGUUUCAGGAACCCAGUGCCCUCUUUAUCAUGGGACUACUUUUGGUCUUGCAUCGUUUGUGAAUGUGCCAAAAUAGUUCUGUCCGAUCUCCUCUCAAGUUAAGUGCCUUUUCAUGAUUCCAAAGUAAGCCAACAAGUUAAAAAAAACAUGUCUCCUGUCGUAGUGUAGUUGUGGUUAUUUCUACAUUAGGUAUCACUGUGUGAGUCUUUAGAUUAAUAUAUGUUUUCAUCAAAUGAAAGACAUAUGGGGUACAAUUUAUGAGUAUUUCCAUACAAAGUCAAAAGCGAGGACUAAGUAAUUCUAAAAAUAUUGGAGAUAUUUUUGUACAUUUUGUCAAAAAACUCCUGACAUAUUGCACAGUACAGAAGACAUGACACAAAAACAAGCGUUAAGAAAUAGAAGUCGUUCAUUACCCCACAUCAUUGUGAUUAGUAUUUAUUGUGUCCAGUGCUUAAGCACAGAAUAUUGUCAGAAAUGUUUUGUAAGUGGUUUGUAAUUACUUUUUUCUUGUCCUGUUUGAUAGUGUACAAGGUGUUAUAUUCUGAUUUAAUUCAUCAGCACCAUAAUGCACUUGUUUUUUGGUUUUUUUUGGGUUGUUGUUGUUGUCAGUGUAGCCAAGGUUGUUGUCUAACCACACCACCAUGAAUUUAACUUUUGUGAAUUCCAUGUGUUAUUAUGUCUUUAAUGAAGGACAAAAAACAUUACCAUAGAGGGACACUUAAGAGACUUGUUACACAAAUAAUAUUUUGUUUACAAAAUGCAAAAGCAAAACAUGGUUAUGUGAAGUAUUUUUGCCUUAAUGCUUAAAAAAUGCUAACCUGAUGAGCUUCAGUAAACAUCAGAUUGAAAUGGAUGCUGCCUAGAGGACAAAACAAGUAAGAAAUUGUCCAGUGUGACUUCUGAAAAAACUAUUGCACAUUUCAUUAAGUCUUCCUGUUGAUUCCUGCCAGUGAACCCAUAUUGUUGUUGCACAACACAGCAUUUUAUAGCACCACUUUGACAACCUCACAAACAAACUGAAGCACUGAAUGACAUGUUUGAAGUGAUGAAAGUUUUUGCAGAGUAUUGCCAUUAAACAUGGUCUUAUACCCUG
Thunnus maccoyii (southern bluefin tuna) is the source of this 3126-nucleotide messenger RNA. RefSeq names its product protein phosphatase 1 regulatory subunit 3A (gene ppp1r3f). The coding region runs from base 185 to 2095 and encodes 636 amino acids. Gene Ontology annotation, molecular function: protein phosphatase 1 binding; glycogen binding. Gene Ontology annotation, biological process: regulation of glycogen biosynthetic process. Gene Ontology annotation, cellular component: protein phosphatase type 1 complex. The transcript has 4 exons. The record is from RefSeq and is a predicted model, not a curated record. NCBI's taxonomy places the organism in Eukaryota, Metazoa, Chordata, Actinopteri, Scombriformes, Scombridae.